AUGCAUUCGAGGACUACUUCGGCAGCAACUGCGGCAACAGGGACAACCUAUGGGUUUUUGGAUUAUUAUACCAAUGCAACAGAUGAGGAAGACAUUGAGGAAACAGAGAAUCAAGUUGCAAAUACUCAACAAAUGGAGCAUACACAUAUGGCAUCGGCGUAUAUUACGAAACAUGAGACGAAAGAAUCGAUUGUGGAAUCACGGAGAGACUUUGCUAGUUUGAAGGAGCGUAUAAACAGUGGUAUGUCUAUAAAGGAGUCUCCGCUCCCCUUUAGAAAAUCAGCCAUGAAACAGUCAAUCAAGAAUUCCACGACUGACAGGUACGGGUUCCAAAAGACCAACCAAUACAUAUCAACAAAAGACUAUAAUGACUGGUGGAACGAAUAUUGUCCAUACCUCAUCCGUCGAAAGGCCAAGUGGAUCAAAUUUUUAGAGAGAAAUGGGUUGUAUUAUGAACCCAAUUUGGUACCGUCACGUUUCCCCGCUAGAUCGGAGGAAAUGGCAAGGUUUGUCAGAAAGGGCAUACCGGCAGAGUGGAGAGGGAAGGCGUGGUUUUCCUUUGUGGGGGGUGUUGAGAAAAUGAAAGACAAUAAGGGGCUGUACGAGGCAUUGGUUAAUGAGUCCACUGAUUUGGUGAAUGAAAAUACUGAAGCAAUUGAAAAAGAUUUACAUCGAACUUUCCCCGACAAUGUUUAUUUUAAAGAGCAAAACUCUUCAAUGCUAGAUACAUUGAGGCGUGUUUUAAAAUGUUUCAGUAUGUUUAAACCAUCUAUUGGAUAUUGCCAAUCAUUGAAUUUUAUUGCCGGUUUACUCUUACUAUUUAUGAAUGAGGAAGAAACAUUUUGGAUGUUGGUGAUUGUCACAGAGAAAUUUCUACCAGGUGUUCAUGAAUCAAAUCUUGAAGGGCUAUCUGUUAAUCAAGGUAUGUUGAUGCUAUGCUUGAAACAAUAUUUGCCCGAUGUUUGGAAAAUCAUUAUGGACAAUGAUGAUUUGGGCGACAUCCCUGACGAUGACACCUCAUACCUUUUCUUUUUACCAACACUAACUUUUUGCACCACAAGCUGGUUCAUGUCUUUAUUUAUCGGCGUGUUGCCAAUCGAGACAACAUUGCGUAUCUGGGAUAUCAUAUUUUACCACAACUCUAAAACCAUAUUUCAAGUUUCAUUGGGGAUAUUCAAAAUGCUCGAUCCCGAGUUGAGAAAGUUCUAUUGUCGUGCACAUGGAAUCUCAACUUUAUUUACACAUUCAGAUACAGAUUUGACACUAAAGUCCACCAGGUUACAGGAAAAUAACAGAGAUGUAUUAGGCAGUGAUUUAUUCCAACUAAUCCAAAACACACCCAAGAGAGUUAUUAAUACCAAUCUAUUUAUAGAUACCUAUGUGCAAAACACCUUCACCCAGGAAGAGAUCCGGAGAUGUCGUGAGUUUGUUGUGCAAUCUCGACAGAGGCAUGCAAACCUUAUUGACAGAAGAAAGGAAUUGGGCAUGACACAUGAAGAGAGAAAGGAGCUACUCAAGCAAGAAAGAGGUGUCAUCUCAGGGGUUUGGGAAGAACGUAGAAUGCGUACUGGCUUAUGGAAUGUUGGGUUGAACAGGAGGAUAAAGAAAAUAUACAGCAAGGGACCUCCUCCAAAAUGA
Molecule: messenger RNA, 1638 nt
Organism: Pichia kudriavzevii
Lineage: Eukaryota; Fungi; Ascomycota; Pichiomycetes; Pichiales; Pichiaceae
Exons: 1
Coding region: 1-1638 (545 amino acids)
Source: RefSeq, a predicted model, not a curated record